AUGUUGAAUAUGGAUGAAAAUUUUCAUCCAUUACAAAGUAAUGAAAAGCAUCAAAGCAACAAUAUGGAACAACCUUUAGAUUUAAGUACAUCAACAAAUACAAAAAAUUUAUUUACAAUUGAAUAUUUAACAUCAAAUAUUCUUAAACCAAAACAAAAACCAAUAUUAUAUUAUCAACAAUCACCAUUACAUCCAUUAGAAAAUAAAAAUUAUUCUUUAAAUUCAAAAUUAAAUGAACAUGUUGUAACAAAUAUUUCUAAUCUAUCAACAAGUAGUACUAAUUGUGCUUUGGAAAUAGUUAAUGGUGGACAUGGGAUUAAAAAUCCAUUAUUUGAAUGUGCGACAGAAGCACUACAAAUUAAAUAUGCUAAUUCAACAAAUCAUGGUGAAGAAUUUUUAUGUGGUUUAUGUAUGAAAAAAUUUAAACUUCAACGUCUUCUUAAUCGUCAUUUAAAAAAUCAUAGUCAACUUAAAAGAUAUUUAUGUACAUUUUGUGGUAAAGGAUUUAAUGAUACAUUUGAUCUUAAACGACAUACACGAACACAUACAGGUGUUCGUCCAUUUAAAUGUGGUCAAUGUGAAAAAGCAUUUACACAACGUUGUAGUCUUGAAUCACAUCAACGAAAAGUUCAUGGAUUAAGUCAUACAUAUGGAUAUAAAAUUCGUCGAAAUAAAUUAUAUGUAUGUGAAGAUUGUGGACAUACAUCAGCUGAUCCAACAAAACAUUAUGAACAUAUAAAAAAUUUUCAUCCAUAUUCACCACUUAUACAUCGAUAUUAUGAUAAACGACAAUUUAAAUUUGAUUCAAAUUCAUUAUUAUCAAAUAAAACUAUAUCAGAUGGAUCAAUUUUAUCUGAUGAUGAUAUUCAUAUUCAAUGA
Molecule: messenger RNA, 879 nt
Organism: Rotaria sordida
Lineage: Eukaryota; Metazoa; Rotifera; Eurotatoria; Philodinida; Philodinidae
Source: the annotation of a GenBank genome assembly